Anopheles merus is the source of this 2466-nucleotide messenger RNA. RefSeq names its product arrestin red cell (gene krz). Gene Ontology annotation, cellular component: cytoplasm. NCBI's taxonomy places the organism in Eukaryota, Metazoa, Arthropoda, Insecta, Diptera, Culicidae. Gene Ontology annotation, molecular function: G protein-coupled receptor binding. The coding region runs from base 800 to 2200 and encodes 466 amino acids. The transcript has 11 exons. The record is from RefSeq and is a predicted model, not a curated record. Gene Ontology annotation, biological process: signal transduction; G protein-coupled receptor internalization.
UCAAGCCGAACCCAUCAAAAACCCUUCAUUCUUUACGGCUCUCUCGCGCUGCUGGAAUUGGAGGAACAAUAAUUCCGGAAUUUAUUUCGUUUUCCUGCAUCGGAAGUGAUCAAUCACGGUCGUGUGCGUACGUGUGUGCGUGUGUGUGUGCUGAGUCAGCAGCGUUUGUUUCGGACCAAACGGCACCAGCCCAGCUUCAAGCCCAGUCGUCGUGGUGCGUUUCAGUCAGUUCUGGUCGGAGUGCUGCUGCAAACCUCCCCCGUUACCCGUUUCUCAUCCUGGUGGUCUGGUCGCUCUCUCGCUGGUCUGCUGGUUUGCAGACGAAGCAAAGUGACCGCCGCACAAUCACGCCUCCUUCUCCACCUCCGCGCUGCUUCAACGUCGUCGGGUGGGGAGCAAAAAUCGACCUGCCUUUUGGGCUAGAGACUUUUGCCUUCCCUGCUUUUUGGCUGCCCCGAGGGCUAUGCUGUGUCGCGGCUAACUCAAUCGGAAAAUCGCUUGGCACCGUCGAAACAGGAAGCAUCGCUAAGAACACGGAGAGCCCGGCAGAGAGUGAAACGCAACAGUUAAUCCGUAUGGGAAACUAACAAGAUUUGGCUUUUAGUUGCCUUGCCAGGCGCGCUUCAGUGUGCGUGGUGUAUGAACACGAAGUGGUGAAACCAGUGGCACUGCGAAGUGAAUAAUAGAAAAAGGAUAAUAAUUGUGCGUGUGUGUGAGAGAAAGAGAGUGUGUGAAAAGCCCAAGCAGACGCACGGAGGUGGUGGCACGGUGGCCUCUAAUUAGACACAACGGUUUCGAAAUGAAUACCCAUCUGCAAGGAUCAUCGCCCAGAUCGCCCGCACCGUCACCCGAUCCUGACGUUGACGAGGGUAGCUCGAAAAAGCAGGCAACAAGAGUGUUUAAGAAAAGUUCUUCAAAUGGCAAAAUCACCGUAUACUUGGGAAAACGUGACUUCGUCGACCACAUCACGCAUGUCGAUCCGAUAGAUGGUGUCGUGCUGAUAGAUCCCGACUAUGUGAAGGAGCGGAAAGUUUUCGGACACGUACUGGCCGCCUUCCGGUACGGGCGUGAGGAUCUGGACGUGCUGGGACUAACCUUCCGAAAGGACCUUUAUCUGGCAUCCGAACAGAUUUAUCCACCGCUGGAAACGGACCGGCCGCUCACCCGGCUCCAGGAGCGGCUGAUCCGGAAGCUGGGCGCGAACGCGUACCCGUUCUACUUCGAGGUGCCGCCCCACUGUCCGGCCUCGGUGUCGCUGCAGCCGGCCCCGGGCGAUACCGGGAAACCGUGCGGCGUGGACUACGAGCUCAAGGCCUUCGUCGGCGAGUCGCAGGAGGACAAACCGCACAAACGGAACUCGGUCCGGUUAGCGAUAAGGAAAAUCAUGUACGCACCCUCGAAGCUGGGCGAGCAGCCGUCGAUCGAGGUUAGCAAAGAGUACAUACUGAAACCAAAUAAAAUUCACCUCGAGGCGAGUCUGGACAAGGAGCUUUACCACCACGGCGAAAGCUUGUCGGUGAAUGUACAUAUAGCGAAUAAUUCAAGUAAAACAGUUAAGAAAAUCAAAGUGUCGGUCCGACAGUUUGCGGACAUCUGUCUCUUCUCGACGGCACAGUACAAGUGCACGGUAGCGGAGGUAGAAUCCGAAGACGGAUGCCAGGUUGCCCCCGGAUUCACGCUUUCGAAAGUGUUUACGCUGACGCCACUGCUGGCCAAUAAUAAAGACAAGUGGGGACUGGCACUUGACGGGCAGCUGAAGCACGAGGACACCAAUCUGGCCUCGAGCACGCUGUCUCGCACACUGGUGGAUGGAAAAUAUAGAAUUGCUGACCCUUCACAACGAGAAAACCUGGGCAUUAUUGUGCAGUAUAAAGUAAAGGUUAAGCUGUGCAUCACUCCUCUUGGCGGAGAUUUGGUGGCAGAGCUACCGUUCAUACUCAUGCACCCGAAGCCGGACGAUGACGAACCCGUGAUAGGCGACCGGUCGCCCGGCCGAACAGUCAACAGUGCGGACCGAAAACACUCCUACCAGGCCGGUCACGAGAUGGGCUCGCACAGCAACAACGGGGACGCACACGCCUCCAAAGAGGACGGUCCCAAUCUAAUUCAGCUGGACGGGGACGACAACUGUCCGGAUGAUGAUAUUAUAUUUGAGGAUUUCGCUCGAUUACGCUUGAAGGGCGCUGAAACAGAAGCUUAAGGAUUAACAGCGUUUGGACCGUUUCGUGCGAUGGGCGUCGGCUGCUAACGUGUGUUGUUGUGUGCAUUUCCCGAGAAGUAACUUCUGCCGAGGGGAGGAUACACCGGUUCAAACCCGCCACCACCGGUUACCCUCAGUCAACAAAGGUGUGCGAGAGACAAACACACGCGCCACGCACUUACGCUACAAGCGCCAUUGGUCAAGGCAUGGCCCAAGGUCGUUUGGUUAGCAGAACGUUCACAACAACAGCAGCAAACAAACAACAA